This is a messenger RNA of Salvelinus fontinalis (brook trout), 5395 nucleotides long. RefSeq names its product claudin-1-like. Bases 3885 to 4538 code for a protein of 217 amino acids. Gene Ontology annotation, molecular function: structural molecule activity. NCBI's taxonomy places the organism in Eukaryota, Metazoa, Chordata, Actinopteri, Salmoniformes, Salmonidae. The transcript has 4 exons. The record is from RefSeq and is a predicted model, not a curated record. Gene Ontology annotation, biological process: cell adhesion; bicellular tight junction assembly. Gene Ontology annotation, cellular component: plasma membrane; bicellular tight junction.
UACCCAUUCUAUAACUGACUGGAGCUCUAUGUUGAGCCUAUUGCUAGUUACCCAUUCUAUAACUGACUGGAGCUCUAUGUUGAGCCUAUUGCUAGUUACCCAUUCUAUAACUGACUGGAGCUCUAUGUUAAGCCUAUUGCUAGUUACCCAUUCUAUAACUGACUGGAGCUCUAUGUUAAGCUAGUUACCCAUUCUAUAACUGGCUGGAGCUCUAUGUUGAGCCUAUUGCUAGUUACCCAUUCUAUAACUGACUGGAGCUCUAUGUUGAGCCUAUUGCUAGUUACCCAUUCUAUAACUGACUGGAGCUCUAUGUUGAGCCUAUUGCUAGUUACCCAUUCUAUAACUGACUGGAGCUCUAUGUUGAGCCUAUUGCUAGUUACCCAUUCUAUAACUGACUGGAGCUCUAUGUUGAGCCUAUUGCUAGUUACCCAUUCUAUAACUGACUGGAGCUCUAUGUUGAGCCUAUUGCUAGUUACCCAUUCUAUAACUGACUGGAGCUCUAUGUUGAGCCUAUUGCUAGUUACCCAUUCUAUAACUGACUGGAGCUCUAUGUUAAGCCUAUUGCUAGUUACCCAUUCUAGAACUGACUGAAGCUCUAUGUUGAGCCUAUUGCUAGUUACCCAUUCUAGAACUGACUGGAGCUCUAUGUUGAGCCUAUUGCUAGGUACCCAUUCUAGAACUGACUGGAGCUCUACGUUAAGCCUAUUGCUAGUUACCCAUUCUAGAACUGACUGGAGCUCUAUGUUAAGCCUAUUGCUAGUUACCCAUUCUAGAACUGACUGGAGCUCUAUGUUAAACCUAUUGUUAGUUACCCAUUCUAGAACUGACUGGAGCUUAAUGUUAAACCUAUUGCUAGGUACCCAUUCUAUAACUGACUGGAGCUCUAUGUUAAGCCUAUCAGUGCUAGAGGUGUCACUACAGACCCUGGUUCAAUUUCAGGCUGUAUCACAACCGGCUGUGAUUGGGAGUACCAUCGGGCGACGCACAAUUGGCUCAGCGUCAUUGUAAAUAAGAAUUUGUUCUUAACUGACUUGUGUAGUUAAAUAAAAUAUCAGCAACAGAAGAAACAGGUUCAUAAAUGCUUCAAGUGUGGUUUCAGGUUGUUCCUCAGAACAACAAAUAUUUUUCACUUCUUCGACAUAGGAAUCAUUGCAAAACCUCUUGUAUUAUCGUUUAUACACAACUUUAGGUCCGGUCUUUGGAAUUAUUUUUUUUCUAAAUAUGUCUAUUAUAUUAUGAUCACUACAUCUGGUGGUUGUACACUGCUUUAGUGAAGAGUGAAGAGGCGAUUCCGGGAUGCUGGCCUUCUAGGCAGAGUUGCAAAGAAAAAGUCAUAUCUCAGACUGGCCAAUAAAAAGAAAAGAUUAGGAUGGGCUAAAGAACACAGACACUGGACAGAGGAACUCUGCCUAGAAGACCAGCAUCCCAGAGUCGCCACUUAACUGUUGAUGUUGAGACUGGUGUUUUGCAGGUACUAAUUAAUGAAGGUGCCAGUUGAGGACUUGUGAGGUGUCUGUUUCUCAUACUAGACACUCUAAUGUACUUGUCCUCUUGCUCAGUUGUGCACCCGGGCCUCCCACUCCUCUUUCUAUUCUGGUUAGAGACAGUUUGCACUGUACUGUGAAGGGAGUAGUACACAGUGUUGCACGAGAUCUUCAGUUUCUUGGCAAUUUCUCGCAUGGAAUAGCCUUCAUUUCUCAGAACAAGAAUAGGCUGACGAGUUUCAGAAGAAAGUUCUUUGUUUCUGGCCAUUUUGAGCCUGUAAUCGAACCCACAAAUGCUGAUGCUCCAGAUACUCAACUUGUCUAAAAACGGUACUUUGUUGAAACACCUUUGGCAGCGAUUACAGCCUCGAGUCUUCUUGGGUAUGAUGCUACAAGCUUGGCACACCUGUAAUUGAGGAGUUUCUCCCAUUCUUCUGUGCAGAUCCUCUUAAGCUCUGUCAGGUUGGAUGGGGAGCGUCGCAGCACAGCUAUUUUCAGGUCUCUCCAGAGAUGUUCGAUCAGGUUCAAGUCCGGACUCUGUUUGGGCCCUCAAGGACAUUCAGAGACUUUUCCCUAAGCCACUCCUACGUUGUCUUGGCCGUGUGCUUAGGGUCGUUGUCCUGUUGUAAAGUAAACUUUUGCUCCAGUCUGAGGUCCUGAGCGCUCUGGAGCAGGUUUCCAUCAAGGAUCUCUCUGUAUUUUGCUUCGUUCACCUUUCCCUUGAUCCUGACUAGUCUCCCAGUCCCUGGCACAGAAAAACAUCCCCCCCAGCAUAAUUCUGCCACCACCAUUCUUCACCGUAGGGAUGGUGCCAGGUUUCCUCCAGACGUGACGCUUGGCAUUCAGGCCAAAGAGGCCAAUUUUGGUUUAAUCAGAACAGAGAAUCGUGUUUUUCAUGGUCUGAGAGUCUUUAGGCGCUUUUUGGCAAACUCCAUGCAGGCUGUCAGGUGCCUUUUACUGAGGAGUGACUUUCGUCUCGUCACUCUGCCAUAAAGGCCUGAUUGGUGGAGUGCUGCAGAGAUGGUUGUCCUGCUGGAAGGUUCUCCCAUCUCCACAGAGGAACUCUGUCAGAGUGACCAUCGGGUUCUUGGUCACCUCCCUGACCAAGGCCAUUUUCCUCCGAUUGCUCAGUUUGGCCGGAUGGCCAGCUCUAGGAAGAGUUUUGGUGGUUCCAAACUUCUUCCAUUUUAAGAAUGAUGGAGGGCACUGUUCUUUGGGACCUUCAAUGCUGCAGACAUGUUUUGGUACCCUUCCCCAGAUCUGUGCCUUGACACAAUCCUUUCUAGGAGCUCUAUGGACAAUUCCUUCGACCUCAUGGCUUGGUUUUUGAUCUGACAUGCACUGUCAACUGUGGGACCUUAUAUACACAGGUGUGUGCCUUUCCAAAUCAUGUCUAAUCAAUUGAAUUUACCACAGUUGUAGAAACAUCUCAAGGAUGAUCAAUGGAAACAGGAUGCACCUGAGCUCAAUUUCGUGCCGCAUAGCAAAGGGUCUGAAUACUUAUGUAAAUAAGGUAUUUAUGUUUUAUGUUUUUUUUAUACAUUUGCAAAAAUGUCUAAAAACCUGUUUCCGAAUGCAUUGUAUGUAAACAUAAACUGUGUUAGUAUGUGUUUGUGAAACAUUUAAAUACAGUAAACCUGGCUAGUUUUCAAUACAAAUUGCAUACAAAACCUGUCCAUUACAUAGGCCUAAAAUCAUCUGCAUUGGUUGGAUUUAAAACUGGUUUGGAUUUUGUGUCAAACUGGGGGGAAAAAUCACCAAGGGUUUGAUUUUCAUAUGGGUUGGAAAAACGUAAUAAGCAAACUCAUUUAACAGCUCAGACUAUGUCAUAAGCAUAUAAAUAUGAAUUAUGUGGAAGGCCAUCUAAUGUGAAUAUAUUGUAAUGAAAUUAAUAAAACACAAUUAUCACAAGUAGGAUGUGAGUCACUAUAGCAGAUUAAUACACAUCACAGCUUUAGUUUUGUACCGUGGAAUACAUUUGUCUCAGUUGAUCUCGCGUAGUUCUUUUGUUUAUUUUUAAACAGGGCAUGAAUGAUAGAUGGAAAGGCUAUCACACCCAUUAUGAGAAAGUGCGGAGCUUUUCAUUAGAAAUCGAUCUAUGUAUAACCACUAGAAGGCGCUAGUGAAUUGUCCCGCAGACGGUUUAAAUAGCCAAGAGUGGAUGCACUACUCACUGAACACAGACGCAACGCUGAGAGUACGAGAUAACGGUCCACAACGCGGCAGGAAUUAAACUAUAACGGAGUUCGGUUUGCUUCAAUAGAUUAAACAGACAUUGAGAAUCAAGGAGAUUUCACCAAUUUAAAGAUUAGAUUUUCAACUGUUCAUGUAUUUUGUCUAUUUUUCAUCAACUCCCAUUUUAGUAUCGUUUAUUAUCAAACGUCAUCUCAUCGGAAUACCAUGACGAGCUCUGCGGUUCAACUUCCCGGUUAUGCUCUUGCUUUGAUCGGUCUUGUUGGCUCAAUGAUUGCCACCACUAUGGUGGAGUGGAAAAGGCACUCUUACACAGAGAGCACGGUAACAUCAAAGGAAACUUACCUGGGGUUAUGGAUGUCAUGCACAGUCGACGUCACAAGACACACGAUGUGCGUCAAUUACAAGUCACUCUUUCACCUGCCAGCUGAGAUUCUGACCACCCGAGUGGUGAUGAUCCUCAGUGUCAUGUUGUCAGCCGUUGGGGUGCUGGUAGCCACGCUGGGGAUGAGAUGCACCCGAUGCCUGGAGGAGGAUGAAAAGCAGAAGGACAGAGUAGCCAUUGUUGGAGGAUUCCUCUUCGUCAUCGCAGGUGUUCUGGCCAUAUCGGUAACCUCCUGGUUUGCCAACGCCAUCAUCCGGUCCUUUGAAUUCUCAGACUCACCUACUUCCUUACAUAACAGAUUUGAGUUUGGCAACGCUGUGCUGGUGAGCUGGGGUGCAGGUAUCUGCACUGUGGUGGGCGGAUUUCUCCUGGGCUGCGGGUAUCUGUGGAGUUGUCCCCAGGGCUCACGCUCAGUCUCAUCCUUCACCCAACCCAAAGUAAUCCCUGGCACCCGGCCUGGCACCCACUAUGUUUAAGGGGCCUCACGAUGCCUAGAGGAAGCCCUAGGAAGCUCAAUUCGUUGAGGCUUAAACCAGAGAGCCUACUACUCACACCAAAGGACUACAGUAGAGCAGAAUACGUGUAGUUACUCAAGUACUCUACUGUGUGUGAUUUGCCUACAUUAUGAUUGUGAGAGUUCAUUUGGGAGGUCUGUGUGCUCCAUGAAAGUAUUUUUCUAAUGAAUUGUGUUUGGAUGUGUGAAGAUGGUUGGCUGUGGUCAUGAUGUGUAACACCUGCCAUAUAUCCGUUUUCAACCUCAAGUAAAGUGCCUCCACUAAAGGAAUUUUCAAAUAUCGCCAAUGUAGUUACCAUUUCAUUAUAUACCAUCACCAAUGUACAAUGCUGCAGAGCAGGAUUCCUAUGACUUUCUCAAAAUGUACAGGGGGCAAUAAGCAGGAAAUACGGAAUCCCCUAACCAGGGCUUCUGGGAAACCUAGGAAUUUUGGUAAUGUUACUGGAACUGUGCAACUCUACUGCAGAGUAAGCUUCUAUAAAUAUCAGCUUGAUUGAACUGUGCCUGAUGAUGUUCUGUUGGGGCCAACAGAUUAGAAUACAACUUCCAUUUAAUGAUUUUCACUUUUUACCAAGGGGAGGUAUUGGUUUGGACAUGCAGGUGUGCAGACGGUUGGUUGACCUACGGCACAGAUUGCACAUAACAAGAAACUUUAUUUUCACAUUUGUAAAUUUGAAAUGUGAACUUUAGAGUGUACUGUACUGCAAUAUUCCCUUAAUUUAGUACUUGAUCACGUGCUAUAUAUGGUAAAAUUGUCAUAAAUCUGCUGUAUUAUUAUCAAGAUUAAUUUGCAUAAAGAUACUUCAUUAGAUAAAGAUA